CCCCACCAUCCCAGCGCUCAGCCGGGGGGGGGCGGGGGGAUGCUGCACCUGGGGAGGAGAGAUCACAAAGGGGAACAACCCUGUGUGACCCCAGCACUGACCCCCAGCCACCCCGACAGCCCCACGCUGAGCCCUGCGCCCGCAGGAAUGUCACCCUAGGUUGUUUGUAUGUGCCAUGGCUGUGCCCGCUGGGGUGUCGUCAUCAGGCUGUGCCCACACCGUGGCUGUGCCCGCUGGGGUGUGGUUGUCAGGUUGUGUGUGCUGGGGCUGUGCCCGCUGGGGUGUGGUUGUCGGGUUGUGUGUGCUGGGGCUGUGCCCGCUGGGGUGUGGUUGUCGGGUUGUGUGUGCUGGGGCUGUGCCCACACCGUGGCUGUGCCCGCUGGGGUGUGGUUGUCGGGUUGUGUGUGCCGGGGCUGUGCCUGCUGGGGUGUUGUCAGGCUGUGCCCACCAUGGCUGUGCCCGCUGGGGUGUGGUUGUCGGGUUGUGUGUGCUGGGGCUGUGCCCGCUGGGGUGUGGUUCUCGGGUUGUGUGUGCUGGGGCUGUGCCUGCUGGGGUGUGGUUGUCGGGUUGCGUGUGCUGGGGCGCUGUGCCCGCUGGGGUGUGGUUGUCGGGUUGUGUGUGCUGGGGCUGUGGCCGCUGGGGUGUGGUUGUCGGGUUGCGCGCGCCGCAGCUGUGCCCAGUGGGGUGUGGUUGUCGGGUUGCGCGCGCCGCAGCUGUGCCCGCUGGGGUGUGGUUGUCGGGUUGUGUGUGCUGGGGCUGUGCCUGCUGGGGUGUGGUUGUUGGGUUGUGUGUGCUGGGGCUGUGCCCGCUGGGGUGUGAUUGUCGGGUUAUGCGUGAGCUGCAGCUGUGCCCGCUGGGUGUUGUCUCAGCAUUGGGCAGCACCAGGAGGGGGGCGGAUGCAGCUGUUAUGGGGGGGGGUCUCUCGCCCGUACACCCAGCUCUGACCACCGGGGCCGGGGUCCAUCACGCCCCAACCACAGCCCCUCCCCAUGGCCAGCCCCUGGCCCCCCCUGGGGGGAGACAUGACCCCUGGGGGUGGGAGGAGCGAUGCAGGGAGGGGCAGUGGGUAUCAGUCCCAUGAGGGCAGGAGACCGGGGGGGGGGGACAGACCAGGUCCGAGCCCUGUCCCAGGCCCAGAUGGGGGGGGUAGGUGUACCCAGCCAGAUGGGUGAUCCCAGCACCUGCCCCCCCUUGAGAUCCCACCUUGCCCCUUGUGCUGGGAUGGGGAGGGGGAACACGACAGCACCAGGUGAGCAGGGACCUGGCACCAUGGCAACAGCACCCCACCCCCCCUUGUUCGUUAGCACCAACGAGGUGACACCUCGUUCUCAGUCACAUCUCUAUUAAUAACCACCAGAGUGUGGGGAGAGCAGGGCACCAGGCGGGGGGG
Molecule: messenger RNA, 1390 nt
Organism: Gopherus flavomarginatus (Mexican gopher tortoise)
Lineage: Eukaryota; Metazoa; Chordata; Testudines; Testudinidae
Product: chorion class high-cysteine HCB protein 13-like
Exons: 5
Coding region: 176-1081 (301 amino acids)
Source: RefSeq, a predicted model, not a curated record